CUCCCGUUCGCGUCCUCAUUGUGGCCAGUCCUGGAGAUUUAGGAUGUUUGACAAACUGUGCCAUCGACAUGACUGGAGAUUGGGCUUUCAGCGAUAUGAAAUACCAUAUUCUGGAGCUUGGCCAUGAAGGCACCUCGGUCAGAAGGCUUGAAGGCGUGCCGAUAGACUUCGAAACGCUUGAAUAUGUGCCCAGUGAAUAUCCAGGAAUCGCGAAUGCCAGUCUUUUGAGAUUACACCCCUGGACUGAAAUAGGCUUGAAUGAAGGAUCUUUCCUCAAAGCAUACGGCACGUAAGUGAGAUGGCACGCUCCGCUCCUUCGCGUGAAUGCGAGUUUCUUCGCACUCAACCCUCGCAUUUAUCAAUCUCCGGGCUCGCAAAGAUGAACGUGGUCGGCCUGCUGAUAUCUCGCAGAUAUGAGUACUUUGAAAGAGGUCCUCCGUCCAUAGUUACCAGUAUCAAGCAGUGUCUUGCAGGAAGCAUGCACCGCCACGCAAGACCCCAGCAUCCGCCAAAGCUCCCUGCAUUGAAGAAGUUCGUCUACACAGCGAUACUUCCUUUCGCAACUCACGUCAACUUCAGCAGUCUACUGCCAUUCUUGGACGAGCUUGACGUCAAGCUUGCCCCAGACCCCGACUCAGGAAUCCUCAGCGACAGCAGGCGUGUCGGCAAGGCCGAGCUUGAAGGCAAGUAUCGUUGCCGCUCCAGGUCUCACGCUGGACACAUCAUUGACUGGUGCGCAGAUUGCUGGCAGGAGUUCUUCACCUCCUAUCAGGUCAUCUCGCGACCAUUCCGAACGCACGAGUUGUCUUCCAGCCGCGCCCUGCCGCUGAAGAAGUUCAUUUGUAGAGACUACCAGAAUCCGGCCUUGGAGGAGGAACUAGACGAGACCUUUCUGUGGCUCUGGUAUGGCUCAGUGGUUAGUGUUGGCGUCGAAACGUGCUAAUUCGCAGUUCCAGCAUGCCUUGUUGGGCAGAGAUGAGGCCUGGCGUAUUCGAGAGGCAGGCAGAUGUUCCAGGCUACGCUCAGGCACUGUAGAGAUUUGAGGACAGUGAACAAAGGCCGGCUUUUGACAUCC
Messenger RNA from Cercospora beticola, 1075 nucleotides. Lineage: Eukaryota; Fungi; Ascomycota; Dothideomycetes; Mycosphaerellales; Mycosphaerellaceae. The record is from RefSeq and is a predicted model, not a curated record.